Messenger RNA from Hylaeus anthracinus, 4131 nucleotides. RefSeq names its product spondin-1. Lineage: Eukaryota; Metazoa; Arthropoda; Insecta; Hymenoptera; Colletidae. Gene Ontology annotation, molecular function: serine-type endopeptidase inhibitor activity. Bases 629 to 3415 code for a protein of 928 amino acids. Gene Ontology annotation, biological process: cell adhesion. Gene Ontology annotation, cellular component: extracellular matrix. The transcript is spliced from 17 exons. The record is from RefSeq and is a predicted model, not a curated record.
GGCAAAUCAUCUGCCAAGCUUAUUUCAAUUUCACAUCUUUUUCUAUUUUCUUGUUUUCUUUUUUAUGGGGAUCAUCUAUUUUUCAAUGACAACUCCUCGAGUCCUCCACUUUUUUUUCAUCUACUUGGCGUAAUUUUUGUACUUUUUCGAAGCCUUUUAUCGGAUUUUGUUAUGCGUACCGGACGAAGCGAGCCGUGUCUGACUCUUGCGGGAGAAUCUCCUGCGGUGCACAGAGUUUUAAAUGAAACGAGUCAGAAGAACGGAAUGUGACAUUUUUCAACUCACCGUCAUCGUUACCGUUAAUUUAACUACGCUGUUCAUUUUGCUACGUUUUUAAACGAUUGGAAUUAUUUUGUUAUCCGUACCGGAUGAAGCGAGCCGUGUCUGACUCUUACGGGAGAAUCUCCUGCGGUGCGCGACGCGCACGCGACACGCGCAGGCAACGGGUUGUUAUUAGCACGCCUCGCGAGGCACAGUCAGUUGCCCGGAGACCAGCGUACGCGAACGUCGUAUCGAAUGUGCUCUUCGGCAGUGGUUCACGCACGUGACAUGAAGCUCGAAAGCCAAUCGUUUUAACUGCGGUGCACGUGUUUCGUACAUCGGUGUACAUUUCGAUCUAAUCGUCGCAAUGGGGCUGAAAUGCUUAAGGGUCGUCCGCAGCUUUUUGUUACUGUUGGCGGCGAUAACGAGCGCAAGUGCGUCAAAAUGCACCAGACUCAUAGACGGGACGACAAUGCCGCGUUCCAAUGCAAACGGGAAGUACCAUCUCUCCAUCACGCUGUUCAAUCGAACGGAAAUGGUGUUCUCGUACAUGCCCAACACCAGAUACACUGUGACCGUGCAAACAGACAACAGUGGAAUGAUACCACGAAAGUUCACGCGGUUCCUGAUAUCCAGCGAGCCGGAAACCGAAGACGAAAUCGCGAACGGCGGUAUUUUCGAUCUCUACGACGAAUCGCUAACCAGGUACUCGGAAAUUUGCCCGAACGCGGUGGUGGAGACCUCGAAGGUGCCCAAGGAGGAGAUCUCCGUGACCUGGACCAGUCCUUCAGAAGGUAGCGGUUGCAUAUUUAUCAGGGCAACGAUAUUGGAAACGCCGGAUACCUGGUACAUGGACGAUCCGAGCUUAGUCACGAAGCUGUGCCAAGACUCGAAAGCAGAAGCGGACGAUCAGGGGCCGGUGUUGCAGGAGUGCUACGCCUGCGACGAGGCCAAGUACGAAGUUACUUUCGAGGGACUUUGGUCCAGGAACACCCACCCCAAGGACUUUCCCAGCAAGGGCUGGCUGAUUCGUUUCUCGGACGUAAUUGGGGCUUCGCACACGGUAGAUUACAGAUUCUGGAACUACAACGGGAUGGCCAGUGCCGGAUUAAGACAAGUGGCUGAACUUGGGUCGACCAGAAAAUUGGAAUCGGAAUUAAAAGACCAGAGUGAGCAUAUCAGGACUAUUAUCAAAGCCAGAGGAAUAAGUUAUCCCAACGUCACCGGGAAAACCUUUGCCGUCUUUCGCGUCGAUCGGAAGCACCAUCUCAUGUCCUUAGUAUCUAUGCUUGAUCCUUCCCCGGACUGGAUCGUCGGCGUUUCGGGUUUGGAGUUGUGUCAGGCUAAUCGCACCUGGAUAGAACACAAGGAACUCAAUCUCUAUCCCUACGACGUGGGCACUGAUGACGGGAUCACGUAUUUAUCGCCAGAUUCGCCGCGGGACGAGCCAGAGCCCAUCAGACGCAUAACGUCGACCUAUCCGGACGAUCCAAGAUCACCAUUCUACGAUCCUCUCGGUUCGGACAUGAAACCCCUGGCCAAGUUGUAUCUGAAUCGACAGAGACUCUACGAGAAAACUUGCGACGACGCUCCGGAGGAUUCCACCGAUACAGGUGUCACACCUACACCUAUUCGCAAAAAUAAAGCCUGCAGGCCGUCGCAGUGGGGUUCUUGGGGCCCUUGUUCCGUGACGUGCGGUCGUGGCACCAAGCUCAGGCAAAGACAAUAUCGAGACGAAGCCGCUGCCCAUCUGAACAAGUGCAACACCACCCUUACCGACAGAGCGCACUGCUACGGCAAGAAUCCCCAUUGCAGAGCAGGACCCUCGGCAGCGCUCCUGGACAACCCGAUGUGCGCCCUGGACGAGUGGAGCAAGUGGAGUUCCUGCACGACGAGCUGCGGACCGGGUCACAUGACCAGGUCUAGGAACUUCCGGGAGAAGAAGCAUCGGAAACAGUGCAAAGCCAUCCCCGACGGGCCCGAACUGCAACAGACAAUCGACUGCGAUAACGAUCCGUGUCCCGACGAGGACGGGGACGAGGUAAGAGAUGUGUCUAAUCAGGAGGAGGAGGAGGAGGAGGAGGACACUGAUAACGACGAAGACAAGGGCGACGGAGAGGAUUACGAGGGAGAGGAACCGGCGAUGGAGGUAACCGAGGAAUGGCUGCAGAAAUGCCCCGAGGAUCGCUUCACGCAGUGGUCGCUGUGGUCGCCCUGCAGCUCCAGUUGCGGUCCCGGUGUCCAAAUGCGAUCCAGGCUAGUCGAUAAAAACUGGAGCAGCCUCGGAGACGUGGACGACGACUUGAGCCUGGAGGAGUGCAAGGUCCAACAGGCUGCUUGCGUAGCCAAUGUUCCUACGUGCGACUUCUCGAAGAAGGAAGCGGAACACAUCUGCAGCGAACCGUUGAAGAAGGGACGAUGCGGUGGCAACACUUUACGCGCGUACUUCGACACACAAACGGGCCGUUGCCGUUUGUUCAGGUACACCGGCUGCGACGGAAAUCGAAACAACUUCCAAACCGAGCAGGACUGCAAAAAGGUCUGCGGCGAUUUUCAAAGAGAGUCAAAGACGAAUUCGUCAACGGUAUUGAGGAACUAUAAAGUAUCCGUGAGCAGUGUUCUCAGCUACCAUGUACCCACGCAGGAGCAACGCAGCACGAAGACGAAACGAGCUCACCACGAAAGUUUGGAAUUCAAGGGCAUGGAACCAGUCAGCCAAGUAAUAGAAUCGCACGAGAACGAGGAUGUCGACUGUCAGGUAACCGAGUGGAGUAAUUGGUCCAAAUGUGCAGGAUGCCGUGGAUACACAGUCAGUACUAGAGAGAUCACGGUACCACCUAAGGGCAAUGGUAAAAACUGCCCGAAAAAGCUUCACCGCAAACGGAAGUGCCACAAGAUUCCACCAUGCUCCCUGCAAGGCGACGGCCCAGGACUGCGUACCUAUCAUGACCAAAAUACAGAAGUGGAGGAAAACGAAAUUUCAGUUAAUUGUAAAAUGACACAGUGGUCCUCUUGGGGGCGUUGCACGGCAACCUGCGGAGAAGCAUCCCAGUGCAGGACAAGAACGGUCAAAGUUCAACCUCGCGGGCCUGAAGGGAAACUGUGCCCCGCUCUGGUGGAAUACAGAAAGUGUCAGACAAUCGAGUGUCCGUAAUAAUGUUUAUCCGAACUUUUUACAUAUCCAUUUUCUAUUUCGCUCGUACCUUGAAUAUUAUUGAAUCUCACAUUUUACCUGGAACGUGUCGUGUAUCAUUAGAUCAAGUGCGAUGAAUAUUUAACAUUAAAAGACAGAACCUUGUAUAAUAACAGUAUGCGUAUUUUAAAAAAUACUGUUUGCAGGUACCAUGGAUAUAUACGACAAUCAAUGGAAAUUUUACAAAUAGUUGAAUCAAAUAUGAUACGUUAUAGUACGCGUUUUUAAAGCGCUUGAUAAACUGAUACAUACCGUUCACAAAUUGGAAACUUUAUUUAAUUAUUUUUAUGAUUUAAUAAUAUAACGUUCGAAAUGAUGCAUCUGAAUCAACCUAUUGUGAUGUAAUAAUAUUAUCAUUUGAUCAAAAACUGCAUUAAAAGAACAAGUUAGUCUUCUUUAUACAUAGAAUAGACGUUAAUAGAAAAUAUUUAUACUGAAAUCUUAAAUCGACUAGUCUAAUGUAACGCACAGAGCAAUGUGCCACAUUUCAUUUAAUUAUGUAUCUGUUAUAAAUCUUUUAAAAAAUCAAUUGAUGUUUAAUAGGUUUCCCAGUCAAAGGAGACUGCAUUUUAAUUAAUUACAGAAAAAUGAAGAUAAACGUUGAUAAAUAUGAAUAAUAAAAUAAUUGAUCGCAUUAUAACCAAGCUAAAAAUUCGUAAUAAAUAUUUAGAAGUGCA